AUGCGUGUCUUUUGGAAGUUUUUGAUCCUAACAUUAGCGGCUGUUGUUUAUCAAACACAAUCCAGUCCACAGAACGAGCUUCAUGACGAGACGGACUCAUCGCUCACGGAUCGGAUCGAUCAUAUUGAACGUCUUCUAUUGAAUUUGAAAAAACAGGUGGAAUCUAUAAAAUUACGUAGCGAGAUUCGAAAUAUACAACAUAGAAUUUCUGUUGUUGAAAAUGAGAUAGUUUUUCAUGUUCAAGCAUUUGUACUUAUAAUUACAAGUUUGGUUAAUGGGAGUGGUCAUCAAGGAAUUACAGGACCUACGAGUAGAGCUGGUUUAUCUGAAUUUCCUGGAGCAAAAUGUGAAUGUGAUUUAAAUGGAUGUCCAGGAUUGCCAGGAGCCAAGGGUGAGCCUGGUUUACCUGGACUACCGGGAGCACCAGGAUCUGCGGGCAAAGAUGGUUCUCCUGGAUUGCCUGGACUUUCAGGAAUCAAGGGUGAGCAUGGAGUUAUGGCGCAAGCAGCAGUAGCAAAUUGGGACCGUUACUCUGGUCCUCGUGGAUUACCUGGAGCUCCAGGAGCCAAGGGCGAGCGUGGUUUACCUGGAGUUCCAGGAGACAAGGGCGAACGUGGCUUACCUGGAUCUCUGGGAUCAUCUGGAUAA
Rotaria sordida is the source of this 648-nucleotide messenger RNA. Lineage: Eukaryota; Metazoa; Rotifera; Eurotatoria; Philodinida; Philodinidae. The record is from the annotation of a GenBank genome assembly.